UUCAUUUUGCUGGACCGCAGGAAGAGUAGCUGCUGCCUUGGCAUAAUACAUGUAUUUAUCUAUAGUAAAUACAAAUUGUUGAUAAACACGGGAAACUGAGCGUGAAAAACCCAGCAGCGUUGCAGUUCUUAAAGCAAACCGAUGUGCCUAGCACAUUCUAUCAUACUCCAUUUAAAGGCACUUAAAUAUUUUGUCUUGCCCAUUCACCCUCACAAUGGCACACAUACACAAUCCAUGUCUCAAUUGUCUCAAGGCUUAAAAAUCCUUCUUUAACCUGUCUCCUCACCUUCAUUUACAUUGAUUGAAGUAUAUUUAACAAGUGACAUCAAUAAGGUAUCAUAGCUUUCAGCUCAAUUCACCUGGUCAGCCCAUGUCAUGGAAAGAGCAGUACACUCAGUGUAUAUUGUUAGCACCAGCCCUUAGCUCAGUUAAUGAAUAACCCAAGGAGCUAUUAUCUGCACAUCUUGUAAUGUAAUCCAAGGUCACAGCGCAAUAGUUACACAGAGGAUUGCAUUAAAUCUGGAGAGAGACUUCUUGUGUUUACCAAUUAUACAGAUUCCUUAUUGGCUAGAUAUGGGUCAUGGGUCCCCACUUUCCAGUUCCCUACAUACAGUACAUGCGCUUUGAAAAACAAUUCCUGUAUUUUCGAUGUGGUGAUUUUACAUACAAUGUGAUUUGUGAUUUGACUUGCCAUUUAAUAAUGGCAAUACAUGUCAUUAUAUUGAACCCAGCUUUUCCAUUUGUCUUUAGCUUUCGACUGCAUCAUAUCUUCCCUUUAAUACAAUACCAUAGUCAAAUAAUAUAGGCUGAGAUCAGGGUCAUUUCAUUUUCUGUUCUGGUCAAGGAUUUAGAAUAUCUGUCAGUACAUUAUUAAGCCUUGGAGAUAGUAAAUCACGGUGUGUGUAUAAAGAAACAACAAUCAUGCAUGGAACUACAAAACAAACCACGAGUUCAGAGAAUUUUAAAAAAGUGUGAAAGGGAGCACUUGUUGCAUACCUGCCCCUGGUAGGGUGGGGUAGAUAGGUGGAGUUUGUCCCACACUUGAAAUAAAAGCUUACCUACAGGUAGCCAAGAACUCAUUGAAUAAGCUUUUUUCCUUCUCUCUCCUUUUUGUUCUCACAAAAUGUCCUAAAUAUCAUUGUGCCAAAGAGGACAAAGAGGAGAGAACAUUGUGGAACUCUGAAGAAGGGGUUUUACAGCAGGUUCACAUUGCAGAUUAUAACUACUGCGAGCAAAUGAAGCCACACCUGAGAAGGCAUCAACACUAAACUCCCACUGCUUGCAAUGCAAAUAGGGUGACAACAAAGUGGCAACUACAGAGAACACACUUAAGACCAAGAUGACCACCAAGAAGGCAGAUGUCCAACGGAGGAUCGUCUCCAAGAAUGGACACAACCAAGUGCGCAUUGACAACGUGGAGGGCAUGGUGAAGAUCUACCUCCACGACAUCUGGACCACGGUGGUGGACAUGAAGUGGCGCUAUAAGCUCACCCUCUUCUCCUCCACUUUCAUAAUGACCUGGUUCCUCUUUGGCGUCAUCUUCUACUUUAUCGGCAUGGGCAACGGUGACUUCGAGGGUGAGCUGCUGUCCAACCACACGCCCUGUGUCAUGAACGUCGAGACCCUAACCGGGGCCUUCCUCUUUUCCCUGGAGUCACAGACUACCAUUGGCUACGGCUUCCGCUACAUCACCGACGAGUGUCCGCUGGCCAUCUUCGUCCUGCUGGUCCAGCUGGUCACCACGGGCCUGGCUGAGAUCUUUGUAACCGGAGCCUUUCUGGCCAAGCUGGCGCGACCCAAAAAGCGGGCCGAGACCAUCAAGUUCAGCCAGUUGGCAGUGAUCUGCCGCCGCGAUGGUAAACUAUGUCUGAUGGUGCGUGUGGCCAACUUGAGGAAGAGCCUGCUGAUCCAGUGCCAGCUGAUGGGCAAGCUGCUCUCACCCAAUGUGACCGAGGAGGGCGAGAAGACUCUGAUCCGCCAGACGGCUGUGGACUUCUACAUAGACUCAUGCGGGGAGUGCCCCUUCCUAAUCCUGCCCCUCACAUUCUACCACGUGCUGGAUGAGAGUAGCCCGCUGGCGGGGCUGACCGCUGAGAGGUUGCGGACGCGUGACUUUGAGCUGCUGGUCACCCUUAAUGCCACCAUGGAGUCCACGGCAGCCACUUGUCAGAGCCGCACCUCAUACGUUCCCCAGGAGAUCCUGUGGGACUACAAGUUCAAGCCUGUGCUCUUCAGCACCCCUGGUGGCCAGUACGUGGCCGACUUUAACUUCUUUGACAAGGUGCAGGUGAGCAGCGACCCUACAUUCCCCAGCAACAACAAAGAUAAGCUGAAACUGGAGGAGUACAAGAAGGAAUAAGAGGUCGCUCAAACAUGUUGGACACUGGUAAUAAACAUGACCCAAACAAUUUGUAAACACGCAUUACGGAAAUAUAUCUGUUUAUAUUUCAUAUAAUUGCUAAACCUAAUACGCAUGAGUGAAUGAUGACACUUUUAAGCAAAUAAACUCAUGUUCAUGUAAAUUCAGGUGCAGUGUAUAACUAGCACAUCGUUUGGAUCCACAAGCCAUAUAAUAGGAGAAUAUGGACAUACAGGCAAAACAAGGACUGGGUCUCAGGUGCCAGUGUUUGAGUGGAACUGUGGCAGCAACUAUUGCUGUACUAGAAAUAUUUAACCUGUACAUAGGAUUCCAGGAAAGCGGAUUCAAGAUGUUGUUUCUUUAUAUCACUCAAGUUGGAUAUUUUAAGAUAUUAUACAAAUUUCACACUAAGGGCAGAUGGGGAUAGAACAAAACUUAUUUAGUGUGUAGCGCUUAAGAGCUGUGUUUUUUCUGUCUACGAAUAAACCAUUGACUUUGAAGAAGAGAUGUUUCAUAUGCCAUUAUGAGAUUGAAGGGAUGUUUUUAUCCCCCUUCCCAUUACCCACAUCCCACACUGCUCUACUCCUCAUCUCUUAGAUUCGAGCCAAUUAAGGGCUCUACUCAAUCCGUAUCGCAAAAGUUCCAAGUUACAGCGUGAUUGAAAUUUAAAGGCAAUGGAGACUGCAUUCACGGCAAACGCUGCAUUUGUCGGCUCAAUCGGAAAUUACCUUUACAUUUCUAUUGUGCAAUCUGCAACGCUUCAGCGGUACAGAUUGAAUCGAACCCGAGGUCUGUCGUUUGGUUGUUGGCACACACUGAACGUUUUGGGUCAAAACAAUGGGAGCAACUUCUCUUUACUGUAUGCAGACAGAGCACAAUAACACACAAUCUUUGACCUUCUAAGACAAGAGAGGACAGCACUUUGGUU
Molecule: messenger RNA, 3287 nt
Organism: Salvelinus fontinalis (brook trout)
Lineage: Eukaryota; Metazoa; Chordata; Actinopteri; Salmoniformes; Salmonidae
Product: ATP-sensitive inward rectifier potassium channel 15-like
Exons: 2
Coding region: 1340-2359 (339 amino acids)
Biological process (GO): potassium ion import across plasma membrane; regulation of monoatomic ion transmembrane transport
Cellular component (GO): plasma membrane
Molecular function (GO): inward rectifier potassium channel activity
Source: RefSeq, a predicted model, not a curated record